Medicago truncatula (barrel medic) is the source of this 1489-nucleotide messenger RNA. Its product is annotated as leucine-rich repeat extensin-like protein 5. The transcript is spliced from 4 exons. Bases 145 to 1131 code for a protein of 328 amino acids. Lineage: Eukaryota; Viridiplantae; Streptophyta; Magnoliopsida; Fabales; Fabaceae. The record is from RefSeq and is a predicted model, not a curated record.
GUGCAUGUGAAAAAGAUUAAAUUCUCCAUCAGAGGAACUUCAUUGCAAGUAUUUCUUAUGUUUAACAAAUCUUUGCCUCUUAAACAUUGCUCAUAAACUUGAAAGGAAAAUCAAAAUCAAAGUUUAGAAGUUAAACCAGAAGAAAUGGGAGCUAGAAGUUGGCACCUUGUGUUAUUUUCGUUGUGUCUAUCCCUCAGUUCAGGUUUAGGUACAGCCAUAAGAUUAAGAGAAGAUUCAUCAUAUGAAUUUAGUACAACUCAAUCAGAUUCAAUUCCUAUUGUGAACCCUACAACACCAGGAACAGGAGGAAAUCCUUAUCCUACUAUAAACCCAACAUCUCCUCAACCACCUGACACAAGUACAGGAGGACAAAACCCACCAAGCCCAGACACAGACACAACAAGCCCAACAAAUCCAUAUUCAAACCCCCCAACCUCUACAAGUCCCUAUUCAAACCCCCCAGCUUCUACUAAUCCAUACUCAAACCCACCAGCUUCUACAAAUCCAUACUCAAACCCAACAAGCCCAACCACAACAACUCCAACAAGCCCAACUGUGACUCCUACAACACCAGGAACAGGAUCAUCUGGUGGUGGUGGUGGUGGUGGUGGUCAAUGGUGUGUUGCAAGUGAAUCAGCUGCAGAGACUACUUUAAAGGUAGCUUUGGAUUAUGCCUGUGGAUAUGGUGCAGAUUGUUCACAACUUCAACAAGGUGGAGCUUGUUAUGACCCAAAUACUUUGAAAGAUCAUGCUUCUUAUGCAUUCAAUGAUUACUAUCAAAAGAAUCCUGCACCUACAAGUUGUGUAUUUGGAGGAGUAGCAUCACUCACAAGCAAAGAUCCAAGUCAUGGGAAUUGCCACUUCUCAUCCUCCAAAACAACAAGCAUGAGUCCACCAACAUAUGUAAGCCCACCAACUACCAUGACUCCACCGACACCGAUGACUAUGACCCCGCCAAGUAGUAUGACUCCACCAAGCAUGACAAUGCCUGAUCCUGAUGGAGGAUCAUCAUCAGUCUAUGGUUCACCACCAGGAGGAAGCCCCAAUAUGGCCACAUCAACUUCAUAUUCCAUACUGCUACUACUCACUACAAGCCUCUAUGCUACACUUCAUGUGCAAAAUUACGUCUAAAAAAGUCAGACAUUGACACGUGUCAGACACUGGACAAGAAUUAUUACACCGACCCUUGAUUGGAAUUCACACGGUCUUCCAGGAGAUUUUGCAAGAUUUCAAUGAAGAAGAGUCAAAGUGUCAUAUUUGCCAUAUGAAUUCUUGCAACUAAGAGUAGUGCUACACAAACACUACCUUGCAUCAAUGUAUCCAUUUAGCAUUAGUAGAUUUAUAGGUUAUUGUAGACAGUUCUUUUACAAUAUUUCAUACACACAAUAAAUUAUUAGAUUAUCUAUUUCAGAUAAAGGGAUACAUGUGUAAUACUAUUGAUGAAAACAUGGAAGUUCAAAUGUAGCAUAGCUAUUGAUUGAAUAUGGAA